CCCUCUUCACUUAUACCCUCACACUCACUUCUUCCCGCCUCCCUCUCCGCUCCUUUCGCCUCCUUCCUCUCCAUCACUUACUAACACAUAUCAUCUCUCGCAUCUCCCUGUCUCUUGUUUCCCUCUCCCUCCACACUCCAUCUCUUCCAUUCUUCCUGCCUUCUCACACACUCAACCUUACUGUCUUGCACAGAUGCACGCAUACACACACUCAUGCUGAUUGGCAGCCAAGGACAGCGCACCCUCUCUCCCAAACCGGCUACCAGGCAGUUUUCUCGUGUGGUCAGGCUUCUUGACACUGAGCUCAGCUGAGGAAGAGGACAAGGAAAGGGCCAUGGAGCACAGCCACAUCUUCACUGUAUUUUCCCCGAAUGGCAGCACCUGGAGCCCGGGGCAGCAACCCUCGGAGGUUGCUCAGGGAUGCCCUCUUGGACCACUGCCUGUCAUUUACUACAGCAUCCUGAUAUGUCUCGGUCUUCCAGCUAAUAUCCUGACAGUGGUCAUCCUGUCCCAGCUGGUGCUGCGUCGUCAAAAGUCCUCCUACAACUAUCUCCUGGCUCUGGCAGCCGCCGACAUCCUAGUCUUACUCCUUAUUGUUUUUGUCGACUUCAUACUGGAGGAUUUUAUUUUGGCCACGCCACUGCCUCCAUCAUUAAACAGUGCGGUGCAGGUGCUGGAGUUCUCCUCAAUCCACACCUCCAUCUGGAUCACUGUGCCUCUCACCAUUGACCGCUACAUCGCUGUUUGCCAUCCACUGCGCUACCACUCUGUCUCCUACCCGGCCCGCACACGAAGGGUGAUAUUUGCUGUGUAUAUUGGGUGCUUGCUGUCUGCAGCUCCUUAUUACUGGUGGCCUGAGCUGUGGCACAGCCUGUCUGGGGUAGGCAGUGGUGGCGGAGGAGGAGAGCGCAAAGGGAGAACCGUGGCCCAGCACAUUCUGGUGUGGGCUCACUGUACCACUGUCUACCUCCUUCCCUGCACUGUCUUCUUCUCCCUCAACACUGUCAUUGUGCGCAAGCUGCGCAGGCGCCGCAACUGUUUCCGUCUCCGUGGCUACUCUACCGGAAAGACCACUGCCAUACUCCUCGCCAUCACCUCCAUUUUCGCAGUUCUGUGGGCGCCCCGCACCCUCAUGAUCCUCUACCACUUCUACUCUGCUCCUCCAGCCUCACAAGGUGCUGGCCAGCUGCUCCACAUGCUCACUGAUCUGGCGAACAUGCUAGCAUUGCUCAACACCGGUGUCAACUUUUUCCUGUACUGUUUCAUCAGCAAGCGUUUCCGGGGCAUGGCGGCCAAUGUGCUGCGAGCAUUGGCCCACUGCCGCAAGCAGCCACCACCAUUCUACGCCAGCCACAACUUCUCCAUCACAAGCAGUCCCUGGAUCUCACCAGCCAACUCCCACUGCAUCAAGAUGUUGGUGUACCAGUAUGACAAAAAUGGAAAGCCCAUCUGCAUUUCUUCUUGAGCCACCAGCAGCCACCCCCACCCUUAGUCCUGGGGAAAUGUAUUCGGGCUUUGUCUCUGUGGCGACCAGCUUUGCACACAUGGGACUCUUUGAGGCUUGAAAAGGUCAACAUGCCCAUAGAGCAUGCAGGUGACAGUUUGGCUGUCUUUGAGUGAUGGCAAAGUGGUAGACUAGCAAGAUGGAAAAGUAAACAACAGAUGUGUGCUUGGCAGAAAAUGGCAAGGCCUCUCUUAAGUAUUCACAAAGCAAAGUUCAGCAUUAAAUAGGUGGUGAUUAGUUACUAUAAGUGACUGCUACUUGACUGAGCAACUGAUAAAGGGAUCACCAUCAGUCACUGAUUUUAUGAGCCAUAGUUUGUAACGGCGCUGAAGUAUAAACUGACAGCUGCAUGGAUCCUUGGUAACACAUCAAAUACCUUGUGACACUGUUUUCUUUAUGGAUGCACUUUGUUGCACACUACCGCAAACAGUGAGGAGAUCUGAACAGUUGCUGCUUUGUUUGUUGGAAGCCAUUUCCAGAAAGCAGAGAUCUGGGUCGGCGUACAUCUUACCUCACGGGGUGAUUCACUCAGGCAGAGCCACUGACAGUGUGUCCGCUGCCCACACUUCUGACUGUCUCUUAAGUAAUGUAAAACAGCGCUGUCAUUUCCAGAUUAAUAUGCAAAGGAGUCUCAAAGGUGUGUUAAAUUAGAGGGAGCUUUUAUAACACGAAUAGCUCUUGUUGACUUUCCUCAUGUGUGCUGAGUUCAUCCUAGGACCUUUACAAGUCGGCGCUCGCUAUGGAAGAACUUAACCUACAUUCAAGCUCACAGUUGUAGGAUGUGUAGACACUCUACUUAUUGGUGGUUAAGUAUUUAUUAAUGGUAGACUUGACUGUUAUUGUAGCUUCACAAAAAUACAAGACAAAAAAUGUGACUUGGGAUCUGUGUGGUUCCAAGGUGUCAUUAAUCUAAUAAUUGCAUUUCAAAAGAGGAAAUUUCUGCUGUUAGUAGAUAGUCCUCUGUUAACUAUUAAUGGUCCUUGAUGACUUGCUGUUAGCCAUUAUUUGGAUGAAUAUAAUGAAUGUAACUGAACAUCUCUUUAACCCUUUAGCUCUGUGAGACUGAAAGACAGAGAGAGAUAGAGAGGAAACAUCUGCCCUCUUUCACUUUGGUUUGUUUUCCCCGUCCCUAGUUUUCCAUCCCAUGAUGCAGCAGUUAAUUUGGUCUCAGGGCCACAGUGACACACUUUAACUUUACUCAUUUUACUGCUGGCCAAUGUAAGUUCAGUAACAUUUUACACCAAAACACAGUCAUGUACAUCAUCUCCGUCUCAGUGCUGUCCAGUAACAAACUAUAAAUGUGAACGCACAUACACACACACACACCUAUCAAUGUAUUGCCAACAGACAGAGCACACUGAAAUCAAUGCACAUCCAUUCUGCAGACACUGUGGGGCAUUAGAAGUUUUCAUCCAUCUAGCAAGGACGCAGCUAAGCCAAAGGUAGAGUUCUGCUAAUACCUUUCUGGAGGGAUCAGACACAUCAAGCCUUUUUUAAUGCAUAAUAAGGAUAUUAACCUCUAUUUGUCCAAGCAUAUUACACAAAAGGAAUUUGUUUCCGGUACAAAACCGAGGCACCCAUCUGCGGCGCCAACUCACACCGAUGACUCUAACUAUCGGG
Molecule: messenger RNA, 3124 nt
Organism: Monopterus albus (swamp eel)
Lineage: Eukaryota; Metazoa; Chordata; Actinopteri; Synbranchiformes; Synbranchidae
Gene: gpr139
Product: G protein-coupled receptor 139
Exons: 2
Coding region: 335-1465 (376 amino acids)
Biological process (GO): phospholipase C-activating G protein-coupled receptor signaling pathway
Cellular component (GO): plasma membrane
Molecular function (GO): G protein-coupled receptor activity
Source: RefSeq, a predicted model, not a curated record